AUGGGUCUGACACUCUCGACCUCCCAAAAAUUCGUGUACCGUCGCCUAAAGGACUUCGUCAUAGAACACGGCCACCCACUUGACAAGAAGUCCGCUAAAGCAUUAGCUAGGUGGCUGGACCGCCAAGGCUGCCCUAUAGCAGAUGACAUCAAGCUAGAAAAAUGGCAAGCCUUAGGUUAUAACCUAUGGCGGGAUGCAGAUAAAGGCGACAGACUAGCCAAGCAAGCUUUGAUUGCAUGGAGGCUUGUUCUGAUGGUGCUACAGCACCAAAUGAUGAACAAGAAUAUCAGCCUCCCCACAGAAGACACUGAAAACACCAAGCAGGACAUGGACACUAAAGGCACACAAAAUGGCGGGAGGGAGACGGAGACAGACAGCACAUCACAAGAUGGCGGGAGGGCUCCGAGGAGGAGAUCGCGUCGAACGCAAAAUGGCGUCGAGGAGGAGGGACCCCGGGAUCGCCAAGAGAGAAGGGGGGAGGGUGAAGCGCGCGAAAGACCAGCACGGGAAAAGAGGAGGCGGGCCCCUGUAGCUCCACCCCUCGGGCCGCCUCCCUCUCCUCCCACACGUGGCGCAAGAAGUCCCUCCCCCAACACGCCUCCGUCUACACCUACUUCCGCCACUCCUGUCUCCUCCCCUGAUGUGUUGCCCAUCCGGAAGGGACAGGAAGUGGUGGGCGGGGCAAGGGCAAAGGCCAAACUCUCCUUCCGCAAAAAUGGCCGCGCCCAUAGGCCACCUAACACCAAGGCCUACCCCGCCUGCCGCGAACUAGAUUCGGACUAUGAUUGGGCGCCACGCUCCCCUGAGAGGCAACCCUCUGUCCCGGACAUUUGGGAAGCCUUUAGGGAGGAGGCUGCGUGCGCAAAGGACGUUGAAUUUUUAAAAGCCUUUCCAGUAUAUUACGAGGAGGGAAAGCCCCCUGAGUGGCGGUCGGUUUCCUACCCUAUGUUAAAAGAUAUCAAAAAGGCGAUUGUUGAGUACGGGUUAGGGGCUCCUUUUACCAUCGGUCUGUUGGAUUCCUUCUUCCUAGCAUACACCCUCAUUCCAUAUGACAUCCGAGCGGUUAUUGGGGGGUUGUUUACUACAGUUCAAGCCUCCGUAUUCGAAGCGGAGUGGAAAAAACGUAUUGUGACCUUUGUAAACGAAAAAAUGGAAAGAAGGGGGAUUCCUAUCAGACAAGCCGUAGACAUGCUUUAUGGGGAAGGGAACUAUUCCAGCAGAGGGGAUCAGACACGUCUUGACCCCAAAUUGUUAAAUGUGACAAAAGAAUUGGCAUUGGAAGCGGUAAAAAGAGUGGCAGACGCCUAUGUACAAGCGCCCUCUUUUACGCUAAUUAAUCAGGGUAUUAAGGAGCCAUUUGUUGAUUUUAUAACUAGGCUCAAAGAAGCAAUUGCUCGGCAGGUACAUCAAAAAGAAAGUCAGGAGAUCCUAUUCAAUAAAUUGGUCAUAGAAAAAGCAAACGAAGACUGCCAGAGAGUUUUAAAAAUGUUAAAAGAUCCCACGCUGCUGGAAAUUAUAGAGGUGUGUAAAAACGUAGGUUCCAAUGCCCAUAAAGCACGUAUAAUGGCCGCUGCUCUCUCAGGUCCCCAACGAUGCUUCGAAUGUGGUGAGAAGGGACAUUUUAAAAAGCAUUGCCCCAUGUUUAAAUCAGAGCCAAAUCUGCCUAAUACUCUGUGUCGUAGAUGCGGAAAGGGACGUCACUGGACCUCAAGUUGUCGUUCAGUAACCAACAUCAAUGGCGAACCCCUUUCCCCCAAGAGAUCACCAAAGCUCCAAAAAUGA
Molecule: messenger RNA, 1782 nt
Organism: Manacus vitellinus (golden-collared manakin)
Lineage: Eukaryota; Metazoa; Chordata; Aves; Passeriformes; Pipridae
Product: endogenous retrovirus group K member 24 Gag polyprotein-like
Exons: 1
Coding region: 1-1782 (593 amino acids)
Biological process (GO): viral process
Molecular function (GO): zinc ion binding; nucleic acid binding
Source: RefSeq, a predicted model, not a curated record